GAUAACACCCAAUCAUUCAUGCAUACCACCUAACCAUUUAUAUCUAUUUUAAACCUCUGGGGAGUCACCAUGGAUCGUUAGGAGACCAUUCUGUUCAAAGUAUCUCUUCAGGACAGUCUAUACUUUUACCACACGAAAUGACUCAUUCCCAUAUUCACUUGGGAAUCCGUUUUCUGUUUGUUAUAAAUUAUGUGUAGGAUUUGCCCUUCUAUUAAAAUUAGCUCCUUCGUGCGUAAAAGGCUGUGCGUAUGGCGUCCUGGCACGUUUUUUUCUGAUGCCACUUUCUCAAUGUCGGUUUCUACUUUUCUUGAUUUUGUACGUGGGUCGGUUAUGUGCAGGUCCCUUUUUUGGGGGAGAAAUUCGGGAUGGGAGAGCGUCCUUCAGAACUCAGGCAUGCAUCUAGCAGUGAGAUCAUUUGUGUUAUAAAUAUCCCAGUGCCAGCAGAACUACUCCAGCUACUGGAGCCGAGGUUAUGCCUACCAGAGCUGCAACUGCAAGUGUGUGGACACGCUUACUAGUGCAUGGAGCAAAGGAUCAACAACAACAUGCUGGAACUGUCCUAGCAGAGGGAGAGUGCACCUUUCUGGAAGAAUGCGCUUUUCUUUAUUCCUUUUCCUCUUCUUCAGUCCUUUGAUCCGCAGUGCCGCCGUGCCCGAAUCUGAACAGGUUCUGUUGGAGGGUCAAGUUAAAGAAGAAGGCAGCAGCUCAGGGCGCAGGACUGGCAGACUUUACUGUAGGGUCGGCAUUGGUUUUCAUCUGCAGAUUCACCCCGAUGGGAGAGUUAACGGCAGUCAUGAACCCAAUCAGUUGAGUGUUUUGGAGCUCUUUGCGGUGUCUCAAGGGAUUAUAGGAAUUCGAGGAGUUUUUACAAACAGAUUUUUAGCAAUGAAUAAAAGGGGAAGGCUUCAUUCAAUUGAAGAAUUUACAGAUGAUUGCAAGUUCAGGGAACGAUUUCAAGAAAACAGCUACAACACGUACGCCUCUGUGAUACACAAAAACCACAGGACUGGAAGAGAAUGGUUUGUGGCCUUGAACAAAAGGGGCAAGGCCAAAAUGGGGUCCAGUCCCCGGGUGAAGUCCCAGCAUGUAUCAACGCAUUUCCUGCCCAGGUUCACCUCCCGUGAACAAAAUGAGCCUGGGUUUACCAUCACUGAGAAAAAAACUACAGAGAAAAAAAAGCCACCACCACCACCACCAAAGCCUCCAACACCAAAGGUUAACCUGAAUUCAGGACAGAAGCGUGUUCAAACAAUAAAAUACUGGCCCAAGUUUAGAUUCGGAUAGGUUCUGUCCGGGAUUUUGUUCUGUAUAAAAUGAUUCCAAGCACCUGCCUUUACGACAGAGGCUAAGGUUGGGCUGACUUUAACACAUUCAAUUACUUAGCUCAACUCUAAGCAAAGAUGUCUUCUAAUAUAAGAAGCAUUCUAAUCGAUGGAAUAUGCUUACCACUCAAGGGCUGAGAAGAUUCCAAAUGAAGCAUAGAAAACAGUGGAAGCUAUUGGUCUGAAUACAAUUGGAUUUCUUGUUGUCAUGACUCUAUUGUUUACAUUCGUGUUAUUCCAUAAUGUCUUCCACAACCUCUGAGACAGUGCAAGGAUGCACCUUCUAACUUAAUGAUUGUGAGAAUCUGCUAUCCUUAAUGAUUUAAUACAGUUUUUCGGCUCGGGGAGAAACUUAAGUGUGACUUUUGGUUGAGAGCUCAUUAGUAGUUUCCAAUUUGCAGAUCAACCACAACUUAGAAAAGGCAGACCACACAAUUGUUUGCUUAUGCCAAGUUUUCAUGUUGCUUUAAACAACUUUGUACAUUCUUUGUAUUGCAUUUAUAGACUUCUCUGCGCAAGUUUUAAAUGUCAUUUAACUUAAAACAACAUAUUUUUUAUGUUGUCAAUUGAAACCACAUGUUUGUUUUUUGUUUUAAUGAGGAUAAAUGUGCAUUGGUUUGUUAAACCUCUGAACCCAAGGUUUUCUUUUUUCAAACAGCUGGAAGGAUGAUUUGCAGACUGUCAAUCAAAACUAUCACUUCACUGUUUGGCUGUUUAAAAUAUCCCUGCCAUGACCCCUCAGCAUUCCUGCUAUGAAAGUUUCACAGGGAUAAAGAUGCCUUGCAAGAGAACUACAUGUUUUAGGGAGGACUCAAGCCAUAGGUGUAUCAGAUGGCCGCCAUCAAUGUCACGGAUCAUUAUCAAACACGGUCAUCGUUAAAUAAACCAGCCUGUAAAAACCUCCCUGGGACUUGAGUCAGCAAGGUAAUGAUUCCUGCAGUGCUGUUUAUGAGUGAAGCAAAUUAUUUAGGGUUAUAAUGGAAAACAUUGUUCUCUGAGAUGGUUUUACUCUAUGUUCUGCAAUUACUGGCAUAUAGGACAUGUACAAAGUUUCUCUUCCUAUAUUUUCCAUGACUCUGACCUCAUUUCUUUUUUUUAAUACUACAAAGAAAAGCUUUGUGAUCAAUUAAUUGAUUGACCUUUUCUAAAGAAAACUUGUUUUCAUUUUAGAAAAUCAAAUAUUUAAUACUGAAUGUGGUGUUAAGUGACAAUAAAAUGAUGGUGUUCUUUAAUAUUGCCAUCUUUUUUUUCUGAAUUUAAAGGCUUAUAAAAUGUAUAGCUUGUGCAUAUCUGAUUGAAAAUAUGCAGACCUCACUGUGAAGGGCCAGGCAAGUAAAGUAUCUGAUGUCAAGAAUUUUUCAACUGAUAUUAUGUUUUAAAAAAGUCUUAAACUUAAACUGCAAAAAAAACCAAAACAAA
Molecule: messenger RNA, 2741 nt
Organism: Acipenser ruthenus (sterlet)
Lineage: Eukaryota; Metazoa; Chordata; Actinopteri; Acipenseriformes; Acipenseridae
Product: fibroblast growth factor 5-like
Exons: 3
Coding region: 592-1284 (230 amino acids)
Biological process (GO): animal organ morphogenesis; regulation of cell migration; positive regulation of cell population proliferation
Cellular component (GO): cytoplasm
Molecular function (GO): fibroblast growth factor receptor binding; growth factor activity
Source: RefSeq, a predicted model, not a curated record